Messenger RNA from Trypanosoma theileri, 1971 nucleotides. RefSeq lists its product as uncharacterized. NCBI's taxonomy places the organism in Eukaryota, Euglenozoa, Kinetoplastea, Trypanosomatida, Trypanosomatidae. The transcript has a single exon. The coding region runs from base 1 to 1971 and encodes 656 amino acids. The record is from RefSeq and is a predicted model, not a curated record.
AUGAGUUCGGGAGGAAGAACCACUGGUUUGGAUAGCCUGAAUUACACACCUAUUUUAUCACCCAUUGAAUGCCCUGGAGAACUUGGAAUUGAAAUUGCGAAAACUGAGUCGGAUUGUGAUAGGAGUCAUACAAGAGAAACAAGUACCAUAUGUGUUGGGAGAACCGAUGUUGAUACAGCAAUAGAGCGGUUAAUUUCCUUAUUCCGUGAAGGUCAUGAUAUUUGUGUGCUUGUGUCCUGCAAAUCAGGUAAAACUUUAGUGGACAGAUCUAUUGAGAGUACUAUAAAGUCAGUUAAUAAUAAUAAUAAUAGUACUAGUAGUAAUAAUAAUAAUAAUGUCAGCAAUAAUAAUUGCAGUGGUGUUUCUCUUGACGCCUUAUCCAUUUUGCCGUCCACAGAUAAUAUGUACACAUCCUCUGGACAUUCUGGUAAGAGUUCUGGGGAUUUUUUAAAUCCAUCUCCUGGAAGAAAUCAACAUUUGCAAAGUGAUAUUAUCGCUUCUAAACCUUUCACAGCAACAAUGUGCUAUCCUUCCUCCUUUAAUGGGGAACUUGUUUCAGUUGUAGACGAUAGCACUACCGUCAUUGGAAUGGCGGCUUGCUUCUGUGAAUCACUGUUAGUAGAGGAACCUCAUGACUCUGUUUUUAUUUCAUUCACUGAACGUAGUGCCAACUCUUGGAUGGAUUUGGUAUAUCGAAUGCCAGGUCCUACAAGUAUGCCAUUGCACUUGCGUCGGUAUGCAGUACGAGAACUGACUCUUUUCUCUCAGACUUCAUUCCAUACAGUGAAUUCUAUGCGAGAUGUGAUGGAGCUUUCUGUUAAAGCCAUUCAAAAUCGUCCAAAGCGAAGUUUUAGUAAUACAACUAGUUACUUGGUUAUUCAAGUAUUGGUAGUUCCUUCUGAUGAUAUAGUUCAAUGGAAUGAGGAUUUAUACAAAACAGAAGAUCCUAAAAGAAUUGCUGUUUUCACUCAACCUAUUCUCUGUAAACCAUUUUUUGAAGCGUUGGGUAUUCUUACACCUCCUCAGGAAUCAUUGUCGUCAGAGACUUUUGAAGUAGAUUUAAAUAAUUCCGCAACAAGUGACCAGACUCAACGAAUUCUUUGCGCUGUUGGUGGUGUUCUGCCAGCGACUAUUACUGUUCAUCUUGUGCCUGGUCUUUUAAAUGCUGUCUCGUCAUCAUCACUACAGAAAAAAGUAACAGUAAGAGAGAAAAAUAAUCAUGAAACUACAUCACUUAAAAAGAUGUCUAAUCUGCAAGUGAUGCCGAGAAAUGGAAAUCGUCCCAUUGCUGCUAUUGAAUAUCACAAACAUUCGCAAAGAGAAGGUAUGUGUGAUCGAUUAAUGUCACUGCCCGUUCUUCGUAAGAUAGAGAGUGGAAACACUUCUGAGGUAAAUGCCCGUUCAGACUUAUCUUGUAAAACUACUAGCACAUUGCAUUUGGCACGACGAGCAUUAGAUUGUUUGCAAAAAAGAGAUAAAUGUAAUAAUAGUUUACGUAAAUCACUUAGUUGCAUGAAUGAAACAUCCUAUUCAGUAUCACGACUUGAUCCCUCUUUAGAUAAAGUUAAUUUAUCAGAGGUUUGUAGAGCUGUAUCUGAGUAUGAUUGUAGGAUGUUUGGACCUUACUUAUCUGAACAGUCUCAUUUGCAGGGGUCAGAAAUAACGGCAGGAUCGCGUUUCCGUCGUCGAAAAUUAUCUGAUGUAGCCGGUACGAUGACAGUUCCGCAUGAACUCCAAUGCUUUUAUGAAAAGAAAAAACUCUACUGGGAACGUGAAUCUGUGUUGUCUGGAGAACUAGAGGAAAGGAGUAUUAUCGAACGUGAGGAAAAACAGCAUAGACGAAUAACAGAGGCAAUGAUAGAAAAUAUGGAAUCCCAUCCUCAUCAAUCUCCUUGUACUCCACAUAUUAGUUCUUUGGUAGCAAAAGGACGUUUUAAGUCACCAUUUUAUAUGUUAUGUCGUUUUUUAUAA